GUCAUUGGUCACGGUUGUGUGGAGUUAUCUGUGCCACCUCUUACUCUGAAAAACUCGGGAUCGGAAGUCUCUUCCUUGUUUUUGCCUGCAGAUCACACGGCACCGUGGGUGUAUUAUAAGAGCGGGCAGCCAGAGAGGCUCCGCCGUCUCCAGUGUCCGGACCGGUCAUGAUUCUGCGGGCUGCGGUGCUGCUGCUCGGACUCGUGCUGUCGUGCAGGGCAGACUUCGCACCACCCACACUCAACAUCAGCCUGGAUGAUGAUCCAGAUGUGCGGUGGAUGCCGCUACUGAAAGUGUUUGACUUAGACUACCUCAAAAAAGCUGCUGCAGAGAUCAUUGACUCCACAGUUCCAAAAUGGGUGCAUCAUGCUAUUGCUCCUGCUGUGAUGUCCUUGGAAAAGUACCUUCCUCAGCCUUACGCAGGAGAGAUUCGUGGCAUGGCCUCACACUUUGGUGGAAGUGUUUCGGAUGUCAUCCUCCUCAACUUUGCCUAUGAAAUAUCUGCAUUUUGCACUAGCAUCGUAGCUCAGGACAAAAAUGGGCACGUGUACCACGGCAGGAAUCUUGAUUAUCCACAUCCUGUUCUGAGGAAUCUGACUGUCAACAUAAUUUUCCUCAAGAAUGGAGAGGUGGCGUACUAUGGAACUUCUUUUGCUGGCUAUGUUGGUUUGUGGACAGGACAGAGUCCAAACAAGUUUACUGUCUCUGGUGACCAGCGAGGCAAUGAACGCUGGUGGAACUGGUGGAAGAAUUUGGUGUCUGCUUUCCUGUUGGGGAGAUCCCCAGUCAGCUGGCUGGUUAGAGAGACACUGGAGGAGGCAGACAACUUUCUGGAUGCAGUGAUGCGUCUCUCCAAAAUCCCCAUCAUCACAGGGGUGUAUUACAUUGUGGCUGGGGUGCGAGCAGAGGAAGGAGCCGUCAUCACCAGAGACCGAACGGGCCCCGCUGAUAUCUGGCCAUUGGAACCCGUGAAUGGAGCAUGGUACAGAGUAGAGACGAACUAUGACCACUGGCGUCCUCCCCCAGCCAGGGAUCAUCGGAGGGAAGCAGCCAACAAAGCAUUAAAUGCUACGGGCCAAGAUCAUAUCAACAUGGAUACACUUUAUCAGGUUUUGUCACUGUUUCCAGUGUGUAAUGGAAUUACGAUUUACACAACAACAAUGAGUGCAGCAGCCCCUGACAAGUAUAAUACACUUGUCAGGCCACAGGGCUGCCAUAUGACUGACUGAACUGACAGGCAUCAAGCAGUUGACAGCUAGCAGUUUUUUGCUGCAGUGUCCUUGUGUAUCUGAACUUCACAAACAUAGUUAUAUGCAGAUUCAUGAUCAUGUGGAGAUAUAAUCAAUAUUGUGGUAUACUCAUUGAGAUUAGAAGGGAACUGGGCUUCAGUAUUUUUACAUUAACAUUGCUUUUCUGCCUCCAAUAAAAUCAUUUUGUUUUGA
Messenger RNA from Thunnus maccoyii (southern bluefin tuna), 1442 nucleotides. Its product is annotated as N-acylethanolamine-hydrolyzing acid amidase-like. Gene Ontology annotation, cellular component: lysosome. NCBI's taxonomy places the organism in Eukaryota, Metazoa, Chordata, Actinopteri, Scombriformes, Scombridae. The record is from RefSeq and is a predicted model, not a curated record. Gene Ontology annotation, biological process: fatty acid metabolic process. Gene Ontology annotation, molecular function: fatty acid amide hydrolase activity. The transcript has 11 exons. Bases 168 to 1229 code for a protein of 353 amino acids.